This is a messenger RNA of Cataglyphis hispanica, 1575 nucleotides long. RefSeq lists its product as uncharacterized. Lineage: Eukaryota; Metazoa; Arthropoda; Insecta; Hymenoptera; Formicidae. The record is from RefSeq and is a predicted model, not a curated record. The coding region runs from base 179 to 1291 and encodes 370 amino acids. The transcript has 3 exons.
UGCAAUUCAUUUUGAUAGCCAGUUUGAAAGGCUGGUCGAUCCCAACCCACAUGAGUAAUCGCACACAUAAGCGCACGUAUGUAAUUUGUAUUCAUACGUAACACAAUACAAUAGCAUAAUACUGCAGCUUUAAGUUCGCGGAAUAAAUGAUUGUCCGCCUUACUAUACAUCGCGCGCUAUGUACGAACUUUGGAUUGCUCGAUAUAAGUUAUAUAUUAUGAAAAUGACGCGGUGGAGGAAGAGGGGGAGGGAGUCAACCUGUAAGGGAGAUCAGGAUCAGGAUGAACAAGAUGGUGUAGGUUUACAUAGUGGAUAUCGAUCAGCUGGAUUCGGAGAAACUAUACGAGAUUGGUUCAGAAUACUCAAAAAUCGAAUCGUGGGAAAAUGGCAAGAAUGGUUUGGCAACGAUGAUCCAACUCCAAGUUUUUCACCGCAGGAUAUUAUCAACAUCGAUAAAACUAUAGGAAAUCGAGUAUCGGGUUAUCCAGGUUUAUUCUUGGAUUUGUCUAGCAUAUCCUUCGACCCAAAACAAGAUUGGGGUAUUCGAGUUGGUAACUGGUACAUCAUCCGGAAAGUUACAGGAAAUCACUAUAGUCCAGAUAGCGACUCAGAUGAAUGGGACAUGAGACCUCUGAUGCCAAAUCUGCCAUCACCUACCAUGUUUGGGAUUGAUUGGACACCUAAUAUAUACGAAUUCGAGAUUCCAAAAACCACGCAACUUCCGACUACGCCGAAGAUUAAACUGACCACGUCGCGACAACAGAUAUCUCAAACUGUUACUCAGACUGAAUCAGUCUUAACUGAAUCUACUGUAACUCUUACCGAACCGAUUCCACUUACUACUCAGUUAACUGCAACUUCCACAGAGCCGACUGCAGCAUCGACCGAAGAAAUUCUAACUUCUACUGAACCGAUUGUUACAAAUGAUGAAUCAGUUACGAUAUCUACUGAAUCAAUCUUAACAUCUACGGAAACAAUUACAUUUUCUACAGAAUCAAUUGUUCCGUCCACUGAGUCUGCAGUGACUUACACCGAACUAAUUAUACCGUCCAUCGAGACAAUGUUAAAUUCCACCGAAUCAAUCGUAACAUCUGUCGAAUCUACUGUAAUUAUUACUGAAUCAAUUGCGACAUCAAAUGAAGAAAUUAUAACUAGUACUGAAUUGUCUGAUCGAACGUCCACUGACCUAAUUUUACCUGUUUUGAAUAAGAAAAUAGAAGAGAACGAGACUGUCAAUACACGUACUACAAAAAAGCCUCGUCCAGCAUCUGCUGAAGUUAUAAUGUUUUAAAAACAGAUCAAACGAGAUUCAUAUACGACUAGGUUCAACUUUGUUCACUUAACAAACAUUACAACUAAAAUAAGUCUAUUGUGAAUAUACUUUAAUAUAAUUAAUUUAUUUUGACAAUAUUAACAUAUAUUAGGAAAAAAUUAUAGAAAAAAUAAUUUUCUACACUAAAAGAAAUUUAUCUCAGAAUUAAAUUUUAGUAUAUUUAUAAAAAGAGAUAGAAAAAAAACAAGAAAAAAUAAUUAUAGAAUCUCACAACAGACUUAAUCAUUUAAUAUGACAAUGAU